Ictidomys tridecemlineatus (thirteen-lined ground squirrel) is the source of this 3683-nucleotide messenger RNA. Lineage: Eukaryota; Metazoa; Chordata; Mammalia; Rodentia; Sciuridae. The record is from RefSeq and is a predicted model, not a curated record.
UAUAGACUUCUGUUGGACUGUUUGUUAUAUGUCAGCAGAUUCUGUUCUAGGAGGUACAGAAUUGGGAUAAAAAAGGUUGUUCACAGUCCUAUUGGAGUAGGUUACAGUUGUCCUAUUGGGAGGUAGAUGGUCUCUUCUGUAAUUUAGUCCUGUACACCCAGAGCACCACACUGUUCCCAUUGACUGUUGUAGGUGUAUGAAACUAAAAUAGAGGAGGCAGACUUUCCUGCACUGGAGUUGAGGAGGUUAAGGAUUAAUACUUAACCAUUCAUGGUUGGAUUUACCACACUGACGGUGAAGAUGCCUAGGAGCGUGGCAAGAUCAGAGGGUAGAGAGACUGAAUAGGUAAAUUUUUUUCCCCUCAGUUCCAAACAUUUUACAUUGUAGUCACUGAGUUUUCCAGGGGAAAGAGAUAAGGGACUUACUGUGGGUUCAGGAGAGAAAAGUAAAGGUGAAACUUGAAAAUAGUAGAAUUGAUUAGCUGCAUAUUAGUUUGGGGAAACUCAGCCAAUGAGGUUGGUUUCUGGCAAAGAAAGAUAGAAUGUGUUCCCCUUUUCCUCACCUCACUUUGAUAUAUUUCAGAGGUCACUGGGCAUUGAUUUUUAGCACUUAAUUUGGAGUGAUAAAUGUUUGCCUUCUUCUGCACAUUCCUCACCCUUUGACUGGUGUCAUGCUCCUCAACAGAAGCUAGGGUUUGAGUGAUUUCAACAUAAAAUUCCUUUUUCCUUGUGUCUCCCAAUCCUAGUUCCAACAAGGAAGGCUUCUUUCUUAGGCUUAGAAGAAAUAAGCUAAACAAAUCUGAUCAGUUCAAAUCAAUAUUCAGAAUAAAAAAAAGAUUUACUUGUAGUUAGAUGGGGGAGGAAUGAAGUAGGAUUCCUGGUUUCCUCUCUUCCUUGCAUAAUUCCUGGAAACUCCUUUUUGUGACAUUUAGUAUUAGAUAAGCUCUUUUCUAGGGAGCAUAUGAGUCAUGGGCAGAAGGAGCAGAAGAUGUGGGAGAGCAGCAUUUCCAAAGAAGAAAUAGAAUGACAGGGAGAGAGGAAAGUGGUUAAUGGCUCCUAUUUUUAGAAGAAGGUGUACAUGAACCCACAUAUUAGUGCUUCUGUCACGUGCAAAAUUAUUCAUUAGAGGUCUCUGGUUCUUUUCAAUAUCAAGUGUAUAAAGAAUUGCCCGGCAGGUGUAUAGAUGUAAUGUGACCCACAGGUUUUCAUUUGAAUUCUGUAAAGAACCGAAUAGUAAAUAUUUAUGGACUAUACAGCUUGUGUUGCUGCUGUGCAGAAGCAGUCCCAUAUGCUCUAACUGAAUGAACUGGGGCUGUUUUCUAUUAAAAUUACAUUUGCAGAGCCAGAAUACCAGCCACUGUUGGCCUACAGGCAGCAAGUUUUUGACCCUUGAGCUAUAGAGCAGCAGUAGAGUGAGGUGAGGUGACACAAAUGUCAAAGGAAUAGAGAAUUUUAAAGAUAUGGACUACUUUGGGACUAGAAUUUGAUGCAACAUGUGCAUACGAUUUCUGGAAUUUAAAAGAUGGUGGAAAUGUAUGGGAGAUCCAGGCUUCAGUUUUGGUGGAGAGAAGGAAGUGUUGUUAAUAGGUUGAAAUGAUGAUGGAAAAUUUAUUUACCCUGGGAAGGAGUUUCCAGAGGAAUAGCUGGAAAAUUAUCUUUUUAUAAAAUUGUUCUAAAAUAUUCCCAUGGCAGUGAAUGAGCAGAGUAUAAAGUCAAAUCAUGAUAAUUCUAGGUCAAUAAUGAUUGAAUUAUAGCUGAUAUAGAUAACUCGUUAUUUAGAAAGUGAGAAUCAUGGCUGUAAAUUUUUUUCUUUGUUCUGUCCUCUAAAUUAGCUGGUUAGGCAGUUGGUUUUGUUUUAUUUCUGCUAAAAUUAUCCUGGCUAGUCAUCUGGCUAUGAUAUGAUUAUGGAGACAAAGUAAGAAAAUGAACCAGUCCAGUUAGCUUAAAUCUGUACCUAAAGCUGAAAGAAUCUCAGAUUAUUUGCAUAGACUUAAAACUGUAUGUCCUUGAGUUGGGGUGUUCUCUCAGUUGUAGGGUGCUUGCUUGGUAAGCACUUACCAUUUACCUACAUCCCCAGCCCAGUGUUGUACUUAACUGGAAAUAAAGUUUGUAUUAAAAAUGAAGAUAAUUUUGCCCAUCUUGGUUUUUUGACAGGUACAAUAACUUGCCUGAAAUUCUAUGGCAGCAGGCACUUAAUCAGUGGAGCAGAAGAUGGACUCAUUUGUGUCUGGGAUGCAAAGAAAUGGGAAUGCCUCAAGUCAAUCAGAGCUCACAAAACUUGGAAUCUUGUGGAGGGAAGAUCAGCCUUCAUAAAAAAUAUAAAACAAAAUGCUCACAUAGUAGAAUGGUCCCCAAGGGGAGAGAAAUAUGUAGUUGUUAUACUGAAUAAAAUAGACGUCUAUCAGCUUGACACUGCAUCCAUUAGUGGCACCAUCACAAAUGAAAAAAGGAUUUCUUCUGUUACCUUUCUUUCAGACUCUGUCCUUGCAGUGGCUGGAGAUGAAGAGGUUGUCAGGUUUUUUGACUGUGAUUCAUUAGCGUGCCUCUGUGAAUUUAAAGCACAUGAAAACAGGGUAAAAGACAUUUUCAGUUUUCAAAUUCCAGAGCAUCAUGUUCUUGUUACAGCAUCAAGUGAUGGUUUCAUCAAAAUGUGGAAGCUAAAGCAAGAGAAGAACGAUCCCCCAUCUUUACUCUGUGGAGUGAACACAAAUGCCAGGCUGACGUGUCUUGGAGUAUGGUUAGACAGAGGAACAGACACAAAAGAGAGGCCUCCUCCAGCAGCAGAGCCUUCUUCUGUUAAUACAGAACAGUCCAAGAUCAGCAAGAAGGACUCAGGUGACAUGGUGCAACAAGAAGACACAUUAAAACCUAACUCAAAGAAAUGUGGUUUAAGUGGUGUCAGUAAUAAGCCAGUGAAAGGAAAUAUCCUGUCUGCCAGGAAGAGGAAGAUGGUAGAAAUGCAAGAAAAGAAGAAGAGAAAAAAGAAAAUAUAACUUAUGCACUGAAUCCCAGAUUGAUUGGUUCCAAAAGAACUCCUUUUUUUAAUGGAAUCAUCUUUUAAAUAUAUCUAAAUAUUAUUUUUUUUCUGAGUAAAGGCAAGGAAUUUCUUUUUCUGGAGAAAAUGUACAGCUUGGAAUACCACUUUUAGAUGUUUUUUUUAAUGUGCUAAAAUUAUUUUUGGCACCUUUGGCCUACAUGUUAUUAAUUAUAUAGAGAGGUAUAUAUGUUAAUUAUAAUAUGUAAUUUUUAUUGUGUAUAAAAUAAAGCUCUUUCCCCAAAUAUGGCAAUUUAAAAUAAUGCGAAAUCUUGAACAUAGUGUUGGAGAUCCAAUCCAGGGCCUUAAGCAUGUUAGGCAAGCACUCACUGUACCUCUUAAGCUGCUGCACCCCCAGUCAUCUGAACACAUUCUUUACUAGAGAUAAAUAGAGGUUAUUUUUCAAACUAUUCUUCCAAGCAGUGAAUGGCAAGAAAAUUUAAGGGCAGGAAAAUGACAUUUCCCAUAAUUUUUGCAUCCCUUUCAGGUAUCAAACCUUAACUUGGGUAAUCUAACCAAAGUGGUCUUAGAAAACUAAGUGUGCGGUUGACUUUCAGAUUCUGUUCUAAGGCACUGAUUUAUUUCAGUCCAGCUCCAGUGUCACAUAGUCUUGGUUACUUUAACUUUGUAGUAAACUUUGGAAUCCAGGA